ACCCCCCACCCCCGGCUCGGCCCCAGAGCCCCUCAAUCCUCCACCCCUGCCCCCGGGGUCCCACGGUAGGAUGGGGGACAACACCAGCCCCAUCAGCGUGAUUCUGGUGAGCUCGGGGAGCAGGGGCAAUAAACUGCUGUUCAGAUACCCCUUCCAGAGAAGCCAGGAGCACCCGGCGUCCCAGACAAAUAAGCCUCGUAGCAGAUAUGCUGUCAACAACACUGGAGAUCAUGCCGAGGACCAGGACGGCGACUCCAGGUUUUCAGAUGUCAUUCUGGCAACAAUUUUGGCAACCAAGUCUGAAAUGUGUGGCCAAAAAUUUGAACUGAAGAUCGAUAACGUGCGUUUUGUUGGGCACCCGACACUCCUACAGCAUGCGCUGGGGCAGGUCUCCAAAACAGACCCAUCCCCGAAGAGGGAAGCUCCCACCAUGAUUCUUUUUAAUGUGGUAUUUGCACUGAGGGCCAACGCAGACCCCUCGGUGAUCAACUGCCUGCACAACCUUUCCCGACGUAUUGCUACUGUGCUACAGCAUGAGGAGCGCCGCUGCCAGUACCUCACUCGGGAGGCCAAGCUGAUCCUCGCGCUGCAGGACGAGGUUUCUGCUGUGGCUGAUGCAAAUGAUGGUCCUCAGUCCCCGUUCCAUCACAUCCUGCCCAAGUGCAAGCUCGCCAGGGACCUCAAGGAAGCUUAUGACAGCUUGUGUACGUCUGGUGUGGUGCGGCUGCACAUCAACAGCUGGCUGGAGGUGAGCUUCUGUCUGCCCCACAAGAUCCACUAUGCUGCUGCAAGCCUCAUCCCCCCUGAAGCUAUCGAGCGGAGCCUGAAGGCCAUUCGCCCGUACCAUGCCCUGCUGCUGCUCAGUGACGAGAAGUCCCUGCUGGGUGAGCUCCCCCUUGACUGCUCCCCAGCCCUGGUGCGUGUGAUCAAGACCACGUCUGCCGUGAAGAACCUGCAGCAGCUGGCCCAGGAUGCAGACCUGGCCUUGCUGCAGGUUUUCCAGCUUGCAGCUCACCUGGUGUACUGGGGCAAGGCCAUCAUCAUCUACCCACUGUGUGAGAACAACGUCUACAUGCUUUCCCCCAAUGCCAGCCUGUGUCUGUACUCCCCACUGGCCGAGCAGUUCUCCCACCAGUUCCCGUCUCAUGACCUGCCAUCUGUCCUUGCUAAGUUCUCCUUGCCUGUCUCCUUGUCAGAAUUUAGGAACCCCCUCGCCCCCCCUGUGCAAGAGACCCAGCUCAUUCAGAUGGUGGUGUGGAUGCUGCAGCACAGGCUCCUGGUCCAGCUGCACACCUACGUUUGCCUGAUGGCCUCGCCCAGCCAGGACGAACCCCGCCUGCGUGAGGACGAGGUCCCCUUCACUACCAGGGUCAGCGGCCGCAGCCUCAGCACACCCAAUGCCCUCAGCUUUGGCUCCCCAACCAGCAGUGACGACAUGACGCUCACUAGCCCCAGCAUGGACAACUCCAGUGCAGAGCUUCUCCCCAGUGGAGACUCCCCGCUGAACAAGAGGAUGACAGAGAACCUGCUAGCCAGCCUGUCAGAGCACGAGCGGGCGGCCAUCCUCAGUGUGCCUGCAGCCCAGAACCCUGAGGACCUCCGCAUGUUUGCCAGGCUCCUGCAGUACUUCCGUGGCCGCCACCACCUAGAGGAGAUCAUGUACAAUGAGAACACAAGGCGCUCCCAGCUGCUCAUGCUCUUCGACAAGUUCCGCAGUGUGCUGGUGGUGACCAACCAUGAGGACCCAGUUAUUGCUGUCUUCCAGGCACUGCUUACAUGAGCCUGGCCAAGGAUGCAGAGGCAGGCUGUUUCAGUGGGUGGGGGCACUGGCAGCUCCCCACCCAGGGCUCCCUCCCUGCCUGGCCUGAGUACUCUUAAUCCUGAGGUCCCAGUCCAGCCACCUCAUGGGGCUGCUACCCUCUGCAUUCUCACUUAUCUAGUCCUCAAAACAGAUCCAGUGUCCGAGCUGAGAGGUGAGGCUUCGAGCUAGUGGCAGCAUCCAGGACUCAUGUUCUGAGGGAUGCCUGCAUGCUUCCAAGAUUUGGGCUCCUUGUUUCUCUAACCUUUCUCUCAACCCUGCCUGUGUUCCUUGGCCCCUUCCACUGCUGCCCUUCCAAGACUCUGAGGGCCCAGUGCCUGGCCUGGUCUGUGUGACCCAGCACUGCCCCAUUCUUUCCAGCUUGCUGUGGGCCUUUCCUAGCCUGGUUCUCACCACAGCCCUGUGUUAGUUACCAGGAGGCUCAUGGCAAAGCCACACACACCCCUUUGCCACCUGAGGAAUGAGGGCCUAGGCUGAUCCACGGUGCUUGCUUGGCUUCCCCCUGGGGGUGGGGUCUGCACUGGUGUUCCCAGUCCUCCUUCACAUGGGGGGAGGGUACAGGAAGGGAGGCCUGUAUCAGGCCUGAGGAAGGAAGUAUCCGUGCUGGGCCUGGCUCUAUGUACCCUGCUGUCAGGGCCACUGACAUCCCCAUCCUGGAGGAAGAGCUGAUCGUUGAGGGGGGCUCUGGCUGAGACACAAGCAACAUGUUUUCUAGAAAUGAAGCAUUUAUUUGGUUUUUAAACAAUUAAAAAGCCUGUCCCGAGUA
Messenger RNA from Miniopterus natalensis, 2585 nucleotides. RefSeq names its product NPR3 like, GATOR1 complex subunit (gene NPRL3). Gene Ontology annotation, cellular component: GATOR1 complex. Gene Ontology annotation, biological process: negative regulation of TORC1 signaling; TORC1 signaling; cellular response to amino acid starvation. Lineage: Eukaryota; Metazoa; Chordata; Mammalia; Chiroptera; Miniopteridae. The record is from RefSeq and is a predicted model, not a curated record.